AUGUCCAAAAGCUCGACAGGUCGAGAUGAACGUAUCGGCGACUUUGUCAUCGAGAAUGAGAUCGGUAAAGGAUCCUUUGCCGUCGUCCACAAGGGCUACCGCCUUCAGCCCCGCGAGCCUGUGGCCAUCAAAAUUGUGAUCCGCAAGAAGCUCACGCCUAAGCUGCUCGACAAUCUCGAAGGCGAGAUUGCCAUUCUCAAGGCUAUCCACCAUCCCAACAUUGUUGAACUCAAAGAAUGUCUCAAGACCGAGCACCAGAUCUACCUCGUCAUGGCCUUUUGCGCUUCCGGCGAUCUCGCGCAAUAUAUCAAGAAGCGCUUUGACAUCUACGAACGCGCUGGCAUGGCAGAGCCCGACUCGUUGACCAAAGGGUUUAAGCCUACCUAUCCGCAUCCCGUCGAUGGCGGCCUCAACGAGACCAUCGUCCGCUCCAUCCUGACGCAGCUAGCUGCAGCGCUCGAGUUCAUGCGCGCACGCGACAUUGUUCAUCGCGACAUCAAACCACAGAAUCUCUUGCUGCAACCUCCGGACGCUGCCUUCCUUGCGCUCGGCAACCCUCGCGAAAUUCCUCAGAUGAAGGUGGCCGACUUUGGCUUUGCUCGUCAUCUGAGUGUCAACACUCUCGCAGAGACCCUUUGCGGCUCUCCGCUCUACAUGGCCCCCGAGAUCCUCCGCUUCGAAAAGUACGAUGCCAAAGCAGAUUUAUGGUCCGUCGGCGCUGUGCUCUUUGAGAUGACGGUGGGAAAACCGCCAUUCAGGGCCGCGAACCACGUCGAAUUGCUCAAGCGCAUCGAGAGAGGCGAGGACAAGAUCAAGUUUCCCGACGAAAGGUCUGCAGGCUCCCUCGCCAGAGAAGCCGCGCGCCGACAAGAGCUUGGUGAGGCACCGCUGCCACCACCGCAUCCGGUCUCAGAAGAUGUCAAGAUUCUCAUUCGUCAGCUACUCCGACAACGGCCUGUUAGCCGAAUGAGCUUCGAUGAUUUCUUUGCCAGCCCCGUCAUCAGUGAUUUCAAGGCUUUCAUUCGUCCGCGCGCACAGCCAGAAGCCGUUGAAAGGUACGAAGAUCUACAGAGGAGCGAACGAAGUGUCAUCAUCCCCUCUUCGGGCAUCAAGCAUGUCUCUGUGUCGUCCAUCGAAGCGUCGACUCAGCAACCAGGUGUACAACCACCUGUCAGCACGGCAACAUCUCCACCAGCACUAGAAUCUCGUAGCACACAGGAAGCAAGCCCAAAAGCCAUCACGGGUGAGACAAUUGCUCCCAACAAAACACCACGCGAAGACGCCAGGCCACCUAGGACUUUACCGCGAGCCUUCUCGGCGAAGUAUGUCACCGGUGAACCACCACAGCCAGAGGACCUCGAAAAGCGAGUCCCGCCAACUAUGACGCGAACACCGAGUUCACCUGGGAUUCCGGAGGGUUCUUUGCUUUCUGGCGAACGAGAUGAAGCACCGCAGGCGACCACAGAACAUUUCGGAAGCUCGAAAGGGGGUGAGGAUAGCUUCCUCGGUAAAGAAUACGUCCUGAUCGAGAAACAAUCUGUCGAGGUCAAUGCCUUGGCAGAUGAACUGGCAGCAUCGCCUCAGAGUAGGCUGGGGCUGGCCUCGCGUAGACCAUCGCGCCUGUCGCGCCUCAGUUCCGGUCCACUUCCCAGCGCACCUGGAGCUUCGCCACCCACAGCACCACCCACAAUUCUCAGCUCCAAGCCGAUUCGUAUUGCCAACAAUACCAACACAGCUUCAACAGGAGCGUUUGCGCUGCCUCCAGGUUCAAGGCCAUCGUCGUUUCCACGUCGCGCUAGCCUCUCGUCUUCAGGCUCACCAUCCACCCGCCAAGGUGGCCAAGUGAUCACAAACAUGGAUGCCGUCGCUAGCACGCAAAGCAAUCGCCGAGACGGCAACGCGUCCUCGUUCCCGAAGGACGAAGUCAGCGUGCUUGGACAAAGACUAGCAGGCUUUGGUUUGUCCGGAAGUGGCGUUGGCGGUGGCCCCUCCAGCGCUCUCGCCAAAGCGAUCAGCAUGGCUUCGUUGCGCCUGUUUGGCGUGCCUUCCGGUGUGUCAUUGAGGGACGCUGCAGCACUUGUGCGUACGAGGGCACAGAGGCGCGGUAUUGCGAGAGCUACCGAUUCGUUGGACGAAGCCGAGAUGACUCUGCUCAGCACGCUCGAGGAUUUGGGCCAAAAGGCAUUUGUGCUUUCGGAAUUCGCCGACUCGAAGCUGGCUCACUUUUUCCCAGACGGCCCACACCAGCUCUCGCAAGAGCUUGACUCUUCGACGGCGACAAGCGGCAUUUCGCCAAGUCGAAACAGUGUGCAGGGUUCAGCACGGCGUGUGGGAUCCAUCUCUUCGUCGUCAUCAUCAGCUGUGGAUCCCGUAGCUGCGGAAGCUGCUUCUGCAGAAGCGCUGAUGCUGUACGUGCGCAGUCUCGCCUUUUUGCAACGCGCCAUCACACUCACAAAGAGGCACGUUGAAUCACGCUCGCGGCCCGGGGUACCUGCCGUCACGAGUGCAGAGCUCAACGACGUUGUCCAAUGGCUGCGAGCACGUUUCAACGAAGUGUACGACAAGGCGGACUUUGCGCGUUCACGCUGCAGUGAGCUUCCCGAGUCUGCACAGCAAGUGGACAAACUCAUUUUUGACAAGGCUGUUGAAGUGGCCAGAGCAGCUGCCACCGACGAGCUAGAGAACAACCGAGAAGGCAGCGGGUGGGAUCCGUCGCACUGUCUGUUGGCGUACGAGACGGCAAAUUCGAUGCUCUCUUCGUUGCUGGAUCCAGGCGAGGACGCAAUGAGCCUGAGUGAAGGCAGCAUCCUGAUGAUUGACGGGUACGUCAAGAGCAUCAAUAAGCGUCUCUGGACGUUGCAGGAGCAGUUUGGAGGAGGCGUCGGGGCCGUUGGAGCUGCCGGUGCGAGUCCAGUCGGCGUUGACGCCGAGGCUCGGCCGGGUGUUAGCCGCAGCCGAACCGAGUCUCCCUAG
Molecule: messenger RNA, 2973 nt
Organism: Mycosarcoma maydis (corn smut)
Lineage: Eukaryota; Fungi; Basidiomycota; Ustilaginomycetes; Ustilaginales
Product: serine/threonine protein kinase ATG1
Exons: 1
Coding region: 1-2973 (990 amino acids)
Biological process (GO): peptidyl-serine phosphorylation; protein autophosphorylation; autophagy
Cellular component (GO): cytoplasm; autophagosome
Molecular function (GO): protein serine/threonine kinase activity; ATP binding
Source: RefSeq, a predicted model, not a curated record